ACCUCAGGCGGCGAAGCGCAGCGGGAGAAGGUACCCCGAUGAUCUCGGGCUGAGCCCGCGCCGGGACCAUGUCGGUGGCCUUCGCGUCCGCCCGGCCGAGAGGCAAAGGGGAGGUCACGCAGCAAACCAUCCAGAAGAUGCUGGACGAGAACCACCACCUGAUACAGUGCAUCCUGGACCACCAGAGCAAGGGCAAGGCGGCCGAGUGCGCCCAGUAUCAGCAGAUCCUGCACCGGAACCUCGUCUACCUGGCCACCAUCGCCGACUCCAACCAGAACAUGCAGUCCCUGCUCCCCGCUCCGCCCACCCAGAACAUGAGCCUGGGCCCCGGGGCGCUGUCCCAGAGCGGCUCCGGCCAGGGCCUGCACUCCCAGGGCAGCCUCAGCGACGCCAUCGGCACCGGCCUGCCCCCGAGCUCCCUCAUGCAGGGCCAAAUCGGCAACGGUCCGAACCACGUGUCCAUGCAGCAGACGGCGCAGAGCACGCUGCCCACGACCUCCAUGAGCAUGUCGGGCAGCGGCCACGGCUCGGGGCCUGGCUACAGCCACUCGGGGCCCGGCUCGCAGAGCGUGCCCCUGCAGGGCCAGGGCGCCAUCAGCAACUACGUGUCGCGGGCCAACAUCAACAUGCAGUCCAACCCAGUGUCCAUGAUGCACCAGCAGGCCGCCGCGUCCCACUACAGCUCGGCGCAGGGCGGGAGCCAGCACUACCAGGGCCAGCCGUCCAUCGCCCUGAUGGGCCAGAGCGGGCAGGGGAGCGGCAUGAUGGGGCAGCGGCCCCUGGCGCCCUACCGGCCCUCCCAGCAAGGCUCGUCGCAGCAGUACCUGGGCCAGGAGGAGUACUACGGCGGCGAGCAGUACAGCCACGGCCAGGCCGCCUCGGAGCCGCUCGGCCAGCAGUACUAUGCGGACGGGCACGGCGAUUACGCCUACCAGCAGUCGUCCUACUCGGAGCAGAGCUACGACCGGUCCUUCGAGGAGCCCACGCAGCACUACUAUGAGGGCGGGAACUCACAGUACAGCCAGCAGCAGGCGGGGUACCAGCAGGGGGCGGCCCAGCAGCAGGCGGGGUACCAGCAGCAGUACCCCAACCAGCAGAGCUACCCGGGCCAGCAGCCAGGCUACGGCCCAGCCCAGGGAGCCCCCUCCCAGUACUCCAGCUACCAGCAAGGACAAGGCCAACAGUACGGGAGCUACAGGGCGUCGCAGACCGGCCCAUCCGCGCAGCAGCAGCGGCCAUAUGGCUACGAACAGGGCCAAUACGGGAAUUACCAGCAGUAAGGGACAGGCGAUCUUGGCGGAGCCUUGCACUGGUGUGCCCGGGCCUGUGGCAGUUCUGAGGAACUGUGGCCUGUCGGUUGCCCCUUCACCCCACGCGUGUUGCAUGUGAAACGUGCACAUUUCAUGCUGGGUAGGACGCCGCGCGUGCGCCGGGGCGUGGGACCGCGCGCUGCUGGUGUGACGUCCCUGGUGCUGUGUACAGUCUCAUCUGUCCAUACGGGAAGGGAGAGGUGGUCCCUUUUCGCCCCACCUCGAUGUUUCUAGCUAGCUUUAGGGGUCCUCUCGUCAUCGGAGUGUUCUGUGCCCAGCGAUGGGACAUACCUACGAGAUGCCAUAGUCAGUGUUUCCAUAGAAACAGGCCCUGGGUCCAGAUCGCCUCAUGCAGCUGUAACGUGGGUCGCAAACUCGUCUCUCACGGGCGACCCCACCUCAGCCGCUCGCCCUGCCCUGGGCGCACCUCGGCCAGGGCCUGGGGUGGGGCGGGGCUCCAUGUGCUGUGGGCCUGCUUCCAUGAAAGGCUGAUCCACGGCACCGGAGAGGCUGCGCACCGCCCUGUGGCUUCCCGAGCUCACCCGUUACCUGCGUCUCCAGCCAAUUCCAUUUGUCCAGAAGGUUACGUGUCCUUGUCGUAAAUGUAAAGAGGGAUCAACGACGGUGUCGCCGAUGCGCGUCCACGAAGGCCGCGGUCGAGCCUGACCAGGGAGCUGUGGGCCGGCAGGGAGGGGGGAAGCUCUCCAACGUCACCCGGGCUCCGGCCCUUGUCAGUCUGAGGAUCAUUGUGGGGGUCUGCGUAUUUAACGUGCCCCAUUCUCAACUUUGAGCUGGAAACAGUGGCACCAGGUUUCCCACACAGCUGGCAAGUUAUUCACUUUACAUUCUUUCUCCCAGGACCUGUCUGUUCAGAUGUGCCGGCCAGCGUUAUUUAUUUAUUUUUUUAGAGAGACCUAAAAUUCACUUCUUUUUAAAAAAAGAGUGCCACUGAGGUUACUCUGUUCUUCCUAGUGAAAAGGAAAGGUUUCAUAGAGAGAAAUUUGAGUAAUUUUUACAUUUCCAGGAUGUUAAUUUCUGUGCAAACAUUAUAGAGAGCUCACUGGGAAAAACUGGGUCAGAAGAAAAAUCCUACCUUUCACUAAGUAACACAUUUUAUCAAUCUUCACUUGGCUCAUAAUAUCCAUUUUAACUCCUUUAAAAACAUCUUUGGAUAGAUGCUGAUGUAUUUCCAAGAACAGCCAAGAAAAUACAAAAAAAUCCAGUUCUUUGUACAUCAGAUGUACCAGGAUAGAAGUGUUUAUUUUGUAGGCAUGUGGGUUUGAAAACCCUUAACAUUGGUAAGGGCUUAAAAAUACAUUGUCUCGAUUAAAU
Pteronotus mesoamericanus is the source of this 2642-nucleotide messenger RNA. It is a transcript of the gene SS18L1, whose product is annotated as SS18L1 subunit of BAF chromatin remodeling complex. The coding region runs from base 69 to 1280 and encodes 403 amino acids. Gene Ontology annotation, molecular function: transcription coactivator activity. Lineage: Eukaryota; Metazoa; Chordata; Mammalia; Chiroptera; Mormoopidae. The record is from RefSeq and is a predicted model, not a curated record. The transcript has 11 exons. Gene Ontology annotation, biological process: positive regulation of dendrite morphogenesis.